This is a messenger RNA of Tachysurus fulvidraco (yellow catfish), 797 nucleotides long. RefSeq names its product prosaposin. The coding region runs from base 53 to 469 and encodes 138 amino acids. The record is from RefSeq and is a predicted model, not a curated record. Gene Ontology annotation, biological process: lipid metabolic process. NCBI's taxonomy places the organism in Eukaryota, Metazoa, Chordata, Actinopteri, Siluriformes, Bagridae. The transcript has 4 exons.
GUUUAACGUUGACGCAUAAAGGAGUUUGAGUUUGACAAUAAAAGCCCCCUAAAUGAACAAAAACAGACUCAACCUGCAUCGAGACAGAAAGAAAAUGUCGACUGUUUUCCAGCUUGGAGUUUUGCUUCUAUUUGUAGGAGCUGUGCAGUGUGAGGAUCGGCCCUUCGGAAUCAGAGGCCUCGAGGUUAAAUUGUACGAGCGCAAUCUGCAGAAAGCAGACAAGGCACAGACUUUAUGUCUUGUGUGCACAAAAAUCGUGAAUGAAGUCUUCAAAAUGAUUGGAAAUCAACUCUCAAAGAACAACAUCCGUGCAGCUCUUAACAAAGUGUGUAAUAAACUGAAAUUAAAACAAGGUUGCAAGUCAUUGGUUAGUAAAUACAGAGAAAAGCUGGUUAGGAUCAUCUUGUCUGCCAAGAAUCCCCGCCUAGUCUGCAAACUACUCCACCUGUGCAUAAUACAUGAAAACUAGAUAGUUUCAUACUUUGUGGUUAUUCUGUGUACUUAUGUCCAAACCCUUUGACAGCCUGGUCUCCUAAUCAACUGCUAUGGAAGUGACCAAAAAAUGUUAUUAAUAUAUAUUCCCAAGUCUGUAUUUCUGUUAAAAAUAAAUACUAAUCAUUACUGGAAUUUGGUUUUAAAAAAAUUAUUGAAAAUUAUUUUGAGGUUUUGUAAAAAAAUUUUAUUUAGUAAAAAAAAUAAUAAAACCUGUGUAUUUUAUUAAAACAUUGUUGUAACACUUCAAUGAUUUAUUGCUUGGAUCUAUCAGAGCAAAAGCUACUCAAGCUACUUAAAUAAAU